Naegleria lovaniensis is the source of this 1014-nucleotide messenger RNA. RefSeq lists its product as uncharacterized. The transcript has a single exon. Gene Ontology annotation, molecular function: protein binding; ubiquitin protein ligase activity. Gene Ontology annotation, biological process: proteasome-mediated ubiquitin-dependent protein catabolic process; protein polyubiquitination. The record is from RefSeq and is a predicted model, not a curated record. Bases 1 to 1014 code for a protein of 337 amino acids. NCBI's taxonomy places the organism in Eukaryota, Heterolobosea, Eutetramitea, Acrasida, Naegleriidae.
AUGAAACAAGUCCAUCAGCACGUAAACGAUGAUUCCAUAGUCAUCAUGGAAUUGUUGGAUUUACACUCUUCAAACACUUUUUAUUAUGAAAAAUUAAAACAAAAAUUACGAAAUGAUCGCAAAUUACAAGCCUUUUCCAUGAAUUUUGAAUCCGUUCAAAUCUUUACAACAAAUGAUCAAGGACAGAAAUUUAAAAAUCCGUGUGAUGUCAAGAUUUCCUAUGAAUGUCAAUGUAUUUUGAUUAGUGAGUUCAGCAAUUCGAAAAUUCAUGUUUUUGAUCUAUAUUCACGACAGUAUAGAAUGGCCAUUACCACACCCGGAAUGCCCAUGUAUUUAGCCAUUGAAGAAAAUUAUGAUAAAUGUCAUCAUGAUGCUCUUUAUUUUGAUUGUAAUAGUUCGAAAAUUGUGUACAAGUAUCAUUUACGUGCUCUGUUGGAAGGAGAUGAACAAAAUUCACUACUUUGGGAGUCUCUCCCAUUGGAAAAUCCAAGAGCCAUUGCACUUUACAAUUCAAAAUUUGGUGAUACAAACUCCGAGUUUAAAAAUGUGUAUGUGUGUAAUUACGGAAAACAAGCAGUAUCAAUAUUGAGUUCAGAUUCUGGACAGAUCAUACAAAAUAUUGAACUGUAUAUUCGUUCUCCAUAUGGAAUUACAUGCAUGAGUGAAAAUGAAAUUGUAGUGAGUGAUUUCACAGAAAAUUCUCUUCAAGUGUGGAGACGAGAGAGUGCUUUGAAUUGGAAAGCAAUUGCAACCAUUGACAAUUCUGGAAGCGAGGUAGAGAUUAGUAAGAUUCGCUUUCCUCAAGGUGUUGCGUUUGAUCAAGUCUCAAAGAAUAUCAUUCUGUGUGACAACGGAAAUAGUCGAAUUUUAAUCUAUUCCCAAAACGGGACACUGGUACGACAAUAUAAUUUCCCAAGUACAUUCUAUUGUCCAGAUGGGUUGUGUGUGAAUAAUAAGACUGGAGAGUUGAUAGUGUGUGAUUACAAUGAGUGUAUUGUACAAAUUUUCAAAUAA